UGUAAUAAAACAUUAACCGAAGGAUAAUAAUAUAAAUAAAUAUUAUCACAUAUUUAUUCCGCCUUCUUGUGUCGACAGUACCUCCUCAAAACCCUAAACCUUCUCAGUCGACGAAGCUGCAAUCGCUCUCUGUUCUCCUCUACGAACAUGGCUACGGUACCAGUUAACCCAAAACCUUUCUUGAACAACUUGACUGGGAAGGCUGUGAUUGUGAAACUCAAGUGGGGAAUGGAGUACAAAGGCUAUCUUGUCUCUGUUGACUCAUACAUGAACUUGCAGCUGUCAAACUCUGAAGAAUACAUUGAUGGUCAGUUCACUGGAAACCUUGGAGAGAUUCUGAUCAGAUGUAACAAUGUUCUCUAUUUACGAGGUGUACCAGAGGAUGAAGAGAUAGAGGAUGCAGAUCGUGAUUAGCAUUCGCGCAUUUAGUUCUAUCCGUUUUACAUUCAACGUCUUAUGUUUUUGUAUGUAGUUGUUAAGAUCCAAAAUGACACUCAAUUUAGAAAGCCUGAACUUUUGAUUGGUGCAAGUUUAAUUGGGUGGAUGUGCAUUUUUUUCUGACUUCUGUUGGUAUGAAUGUAUCAGACAAUGUUGAAUGUUGGUUUCUUUUUCUUUUUUCUCU
Molecule: messenger RNA, 622 nt
Organism: Helianthus annuus (common sunflower)
Lineage: Eukaryota; Viridiplantae; Streptophyta; Magnoliopsida; Asterales; Asteraceae
Product: probable small nuclear ribonucleoprotein F
Exons: 4
Coding region: 148-414 (88 amino acids)
Biological process (GO): spliceosomal snRNP assembly; mRNA splicing, via spliceosome
Cellular component (GO): U1 snRNP; catalytic step 2 spliceosome
Molecular function (GO): RNA binding
Source: RefSeq, a predicted model, not a curated record